Messenger RNA from Doryrhamphus excisus (bluestripe pipefish), 4744 nucleotides. RefSeq names its product inositol-trisphosphate 3-kinase A (gene itpka). Gene Ontology annotation, molecular function: inositol hexakisphosphate kinase activity. Gene Ontology annotation, biological process: phosphatidylinositol phosphate biosynthetic process; inositol phosphate biosynthetic process. Gene Ontology annotation, cellular component: cytoplasm; nucleus. The record is from RefSeq and is a predicted model, not a curated record. Lineage: Eukaryota; Metazoa; Chordata; Actinopteri; Syngnathiformes; Syngnathidae.
GUCUCAGUGGCAGCAAUGUGCACAUCGAGUCCUUAGUGCACACUGCACACAGAGGCAACGAGGAAGUCCUGUUUGGACCGUUUGAACACUUUAAAAAAAAGUCUCCACAACCCUGCGGCGGUAUCGCGUGCUAUGUCACGACGCGUUUAAUGCCCCGAAGGAGCGUAGGAAAGACUUCGGUCCAACUUUGACAGGUGAUGGCAGAGUUGCGAUGAGCUCCCCUGGUGGGUUCACUGCUAUGAUGGAAGCUCACCGGGUACCGCAGGUAACCAUCACUCCGGAGGGAGGCGGGUCGGCGCGAGAGAUGCAGCAAGAGGACUGGGGUGAUAAUGCAAUGGACGGUGCUUUGCGAAGAAAACUAUCCACCUCCUCUGUGUCCUCCACGGGAUCCUCGGCAGUGGAGUCUGAGGAUGAUCUGCUCAGCGACAGUGAGAGCAAAAGUAAAGGCAUCGUCACUUUGGAACAUCUAGUGGACACUGUAGAGAUCAAGCCCUGGUGGAAGUUGAAGACAAUCGUCCAAUGGCCUUUUAGCGCCACCCAGAGAAGAAAACUAAACUGGGUACAGCUUGCCGGUCAUAAAGGUAAUUUUAAAGCAGCAGACGAGGGAAGCAUUUUAAAGAAGUACUCUGAAAAUGAGAUGUGGUGUUUCGAGAGACUGAGAGACGACGCUCUGCUCCCGUUUGUUCCUGUGUACCACGGCGUUGUGGAAAAAGAUGGAGAGUCUUUUCUGCACAUGGCUGACCUGCUGGCAACCUUUGACCUCCCAAAUGUCAUGGACUGCAAGAUGGGUGUGAGAACCUACUUGGAGGAAGAACUGGUUCGAGCACGGGAGCGGCCUAAACCGAGGGAGGACCUGUACAACAAGAUGGUGGAGGUGGACAGCGAAGGGCCCACUCCCCAGGAACAUUCCCAACGUGGCGUCACCAAGCCUCGCUACAUGCAGUGGAGGGAGAGCAUGAGCUCCAGCAACUCCAUGGGCUUCAGAAUAGAAGGCAUCAAGAAAAGUGACGGCACGUGUCGAACCGACUUCAAGAGAACCAGAUCGGAGCAGGAUGUCAUGGUGGUGUUCAAGGACUUUGUCGGAGGGAACGUCAACAUUAUAAAGUCCUACCUGAGAAGGCUGAUGGAGAUCCAACAGGCUCUUACAGCAUCGGCGUUCUUCAAGCAGCAUGAGGUCAUUGGCAGCUCUCUGCUCUUCAUCCACGACCACACAGGCAACGCUCAGGUGUGGAUUAUUGACUUUGGAAAGACCACGGCAUUACCGGAGGGCCAUGUGUUGAAACACAACAUUCCGUGGCGAGAGGGCAACCGUGAGGACGGAUACCUGUGGGGGCUGCAAAACCUCAUCCACACCCUAGAGGCCGUAAGCAGUGAAGGGAGCAGCCGUGAAUGAAGCUGACCAAACUCUAAACAUGGAGAGGAAGUGGGUGAAAGGUCACCUUCAGUGCAGGCGUUUGCUGUGGGGUUUUAAUAGGAUUAUGGAAGUGGAACUGUUCCACAAGAAAGGAAGAAAGUAUUGGGACAAACAAUGAGACCUGAAGGAAGUUUUGGAUGGCUUUGUUUUGUGAUCCGGACGUCCUUAUAUGGGCAGAUUACCUGCACUCAGUAAAUGCAGACAGAGUAUCUGGAAGUCCUCGGGAGUGCAACCAAUCAUAGUGGAGUGGGCAGACCUAGAGGAGGGCUGAGGGUGGAGUAAGUCUAGGAAGUCCAUGGAGACACCUGACAGAAUCUGGAAGAUCUAGAAAGCUUUCUGUGCAGGUUAUUGUGUGUAGUUGCUCUUUCGGAGUUCACACAAAAUGUCUUGGUAUGAUAAAUAUAUCAUAUUCAAGCAAUAACUAAAAGGUUCUAGUCACACCAUUGAUUGAUUAAGAGGGGAAAAAAGCAAAAAUAUAUAGUCAAUACAUAUACGUAUAUAGUAAAUAUAUAGUCAAUACAGCAAAAAGUCAGAAAGUAAAGAGAAAACGCUGAAAUGUCAAUACUAAUAAUGCAAAGUUUUGUCUUUAAAUAUAUAUAUAUAUAUAAUAAUAUAUACGACUCCAAUAAAUGACUAUAAAUAAAUAAAUAUAAUAUAAAUAGAUAAAUACUGUACAAAAUAAUACGCGGUCGCCACUUUAGUAAAUAUUUCAACUUGAUCCUCUGUUAUGUAACAAUAUCUUAAGUUUUCUGUGUUCUGUGUGAGCGAGUUCUGACUUACACUAAAUCUUAAUGCCGUUGUAGGACUGGAACUCAUACAUAAACCGAGGACCUCCUGUUUAUAGCGUUUUUAUUUAUUUAUUUUUUUAAAUAAAUGUUUGGAGAAUUGAAAUAUCAAAAUGACCUAGCUAAGCUGUUAGCUAACCUAUGCCAUGAAGCACACCUCGUUACUGAGUCAACAAACUGACAUCAAUUAAACCGUUCUCAACAAUAAGGACAGCAUUGCGAAACUAUGCUUACUUCGAAAGUCAUUAUCUUUAAUAAUGUUGGCUCGUCAUUGUGACUUGUUUGCCUCCAUCAUAUUCUUUUUUUUUUUAAUUAUUAAUCUUAUUUACUUUUCCCAAUUAGAAUGGUGGACACCAGAAGCUUAAUAUACAGUAAUUCCUCAUUUAUUAUCAUAGUUUUUUCCAUUUCCGGAUUACUUAUUUAUAAAUUGAAUAUUUUCAUAGGUUUAGCUUCUAAAUAUGUUUUUUGACAAGAAGUAACAUAAGAGAAACAUAAGAGAAAAUAAGAUAUAAUAUAGACUCACGAAUGUUAGCAUUGGGAGAGUUCCUGGAGCCUAUCCCAGCUGACUUCGGGCAGGGUACACCCUGGGCUGGUCGCCAGCCACAGGGCACAUAUAGACAAACAACCAUUCACACUCACAUUCAUACCUAUGGACAAUUUGGAAUACUUUUUUUCUUUUUUUUUUAAACUUUUUUCUCUUCAACGACAUCAUAUGGUGGCUAAUGUAACAUUACUGACACCUAGUGGGUGGUGGAGAAUACUACAUAACAUGUCUUUCAAUGUUUUUUUCAAAAUGUGUUAUAUUUGUACUUUACGUCAUUUAGUCAUUUUAAUGCUUGAACUUGCUUAAUUUAGGCCAAAAAUAUGUAAGAUUUGCCUAAUCGCACAUAUUUAUGACUAAUAAUAGGCCAUAGUCAAUGACAGAGAUUUAUUAGUUUGUAGGGCUGGGCGAUAUAUCGAUAUAUUGAUAUUUAUAAAAUAUUGAUAUUUCUGUUAAGCACGACAUCAAAACAAGCAUAUCGUUCAUAUCGAUAUAGACUGGAUUUGAUGUGGAAUUGUCAUGUUUCAAGAUGGUGCCGCCCUGAGUGACAGCUGGUUACGACAGCUUUGUAUCUUCCGCUACGUUUUUAAUGUAUAAUAGUGCUUUAAUCGUAUGUCCUUAUUGUUUUAAAUGCCGUAUCGACCUCUUAAGCAAGCGUGCAUCUAUUGAUGUUCAUCUUGUUCCAUCUGUAGCUUGUUGCAGGAAACACAUUCAUUCGCAGCUCCAUUGUUUACACUCAAGAGCAGCUGUUAAUUUUGAGCCACACACCCCUUUCGCUACACCGAGCGACCGGAGAUCCCUGCGGCGAUACGGAGGAGGACAGACUGCACAGUGGGAGUGAAGUACUGGGAAAGUGAGAUCUCUUCCCAAACUGGAUGGAAGAGCUAACGGUGCUAACUGGACUCCUAUGAGUGUAGCCUGAUUAAGAUUGAAGACUCGGGCGAUUGAUUUAUUUAUCCAUUUAUUCCAGCGACUAUUUUUCCAAGAUUUAAUUUUAUAUAUAUAUAUAUAUAUAUAUAUAUAUAUAAAAAACAGCUUUACACUAAUAUUUGACUUUCUCUAAACUCACUUUGUGCAAAAAUGAAGUGAUAAAAAAUAAAGAGUAUAUAAAGAGUAUAUCGUAUAUGAAUAUUCAAACUAAAUAUAUUGAGAUAUGAAUUUUGGAUCAUAUCGCCCAGCCCUCUUUGUUUGUAUUUUUUUGGAGUGAAGCCGCAAAAUUGGGAUAGUGAUGUGGCGAGGGAAACUUGAAUUGAAAAUGUAUUAAUGUUACUUUAUCACAAUACUAACAUUUAUUUAGAUGCACCUGUAUUGAAAAGAUGCCUGUCAGGUUACAUUGUGGUUACAGCCAUGCCUUUCUCUAUGCUGACAGCGGAAUUGUUAGUGGACAAAUGAUCACUUCCUAGAAUUGAUAAUUUUUACUACUCUUUCACACCUUCAUUUUGGAAAAUUGUGUUGUAAUAAAUGAUUAAAUUAAGGAAAAUGCUGUCUAUUUGAUUACUGUUAACAGUAAACACUAUUUAUAUUUAUGGGUUUCUGAGAAGUUAUUUUUAAAGAUGAAUAAUUAUACACAAAAAUAUUAAUGGUUGGUUGUGUUUAUUUCCUUUAGGUGCAUUUUGGUUAGUUGCAAAUGUGAAAGACAUUACAUUGCAUAGAGUUCACACUCAAAUAACCCAACCCAAUGGAAUAAAAGCAGUGUUAGACAAUGUUAAAACACACAUUUUGUUUGUUUCAUUCAAAUAUCAGCAGGUUUGAAAAGAAAAUGAUCAAAAAAGUGUGAUUGAUGAGGAACAAUCCACAAGAAUAAAUCCUAAAAACCGAAUACAUAUGAUCUCAUUUUACUGCAAUAUGAUUAGCACAAAGACUGAGAUCAAUGGAGCAGCGUGCUUGGUAUGUCACAGCUGAAUACCCCCCUCUGCUGAUUAAACCUUAGUACUACAACACCGUUGUCGUAAUAUGGCAGUGAUUGACAAUGCGAUAUUUAUAUGGCUAAAAAUGACGAGGAAA